Molecule: messenger RNA, 4767 nt
Organism: Xiphophorus hellerii (green swordtail)
Lineage: Eukaryota; Metazoa; Chordata; Actinopteri; Cyprinodontiformes; Poeciliidae
Product: NACHT, LRR and PYD domains-containing protein 12-like
Exons: 15
Coding region: 142-4134 (1330 amino acids)
Molecular function (GO): protein binding
Source: RefSeq, a predicted model, not a curated record
CGUUGCAGUUAUGAGGCUGAGAGCAGCGAUAAGCAAAAUGCACGCAGUCGUCUGGUCUGACGAGGAAUAAUCAGCGCCGUCUCUCCAGACGAUGGACAGUCGACAAAUUUCUACUUAAAGUUAAAUCAGCAGGUGUGAAGAAUGAAUGCUGGACAUUUGCCACCUAAAACACGUCUUGGUGUGGAAGACGAGCGUCAGGGUGAAGCUCAGAGAACAAACCUACAAAAGGCAGAUUCCAGUGAAUGUGAACCAACCUGGAAGCCACUGAAGAAUAAACGUUCAAAAGACUUUGAUUUAGAUUUUAGUGCCUCGCCUUGUAAGACGCACUUGGAGCAGGAACACGAAAGCAAAGACUCUGGAACUGGACCAGAACCAAGACUUGAACCACAUGGUGUGUCUUUGAAAAGUGACAAAUCUCUCCAGAAACCAAUGGAUUUCAAACCACCACCUUCUAUAAAAACCCGUAAAACUCCAGCCUCCCCUGUAACCUGCAUGUCAGUGAAGAGCGACUCUUCCAUGGAGAUCGCAACACAGUUUAAAAACAGAUGUCAAACUUUUCAUCACAGCGUCAGCCAAGAGUUCCCAGAUGAAUCUGGUGGUGAAUCUGCUAAAGUCCAGCAUCAAGAGGAGCUAAACUCUGUAUUUAAGAUGCUUGAGGAAAACCUUAAGACUUUUAUGAAAAACGAGCUGCAGAAGUUUCAGAUGAUUCUGAGUUCUGAAUAUUCAGAAGCUCUAGAAAAUCAGGAGGAAGAAGAUGAGAGAAACGCUGCAGAUCAAGAGCAGGCGAAGGGCAGCAGGGAGACAUUUCUAAAACUAUCGCUCCUGUUCCUGAGAAGAAUGAGGAAAGACGACCUGGCCGACUGUUUGUGGAACAGAACCUGCGCAACAGAAUGCACACAAAACCUAAAGUCUAGCUUGAGGAAAAGGUUCUGCUGUGUGUUUGAGGGGCUCGCUAAGGCAGGAAAUCCAACACUGUUAAAUCAGAUCUACACAGAGCUGUACAUCACAGAGGGAGGGGAUGGAGAGACCAAUGAAGAGCAUGAGGUCAGGCAGAUCGAAGCUGCAUCAAGGAGGCAGCGUAUUCAAGAAAAAACUGUCAGACAGGAAAACAUCUUUAAAGCUUCAUCUGAAAAAGACAAACCGAUCAGAACAGUGAUGACUAAAGGAGUUGCUGGAAUUGGCAAAACACUCCUAACGCAGAAGUUCGCUCUGGACUGGGCAGAAAACAGAAGCAACCAGGACAUCCAGUUCAUUUUCCCCUUCACUUUCAGAGAACUCAAUGUUCUAAAACACAAACGGUUCAGUUUGGUUGAACUUGUUCAUCACUUCUUUAAUGAAUCCAAAGAAGCACAAAUCUGCAGAUUUAACGACUUCCAAAUUGUGUUCAUAUUUGACGGGUUGGAUGAGUGUCGACUUCCUCUGGACUUCCACAAAAAUGAGAUCCUGACCGACGUGACCGAGUCCACCUCACUGGAUGUUCUGCUGACAAACCUCAUCAAGGGGAAACUGCUUCCCUCCGCUCGCCUCUGGAUAACCACACGCCCCGCAGCAGCCAAUCAGAUCCCUCCUGAGUGUGUUGACAUAGUUACGGAUGUAAAAGGGUUCACUGAUGUACAGAAGGAGGAGUACUUCAGAAAGAGGUUUAUGGACCAGAAGCAGGCUAGCAUGGUCAUCUCCCACAUCAAGAUGUCACAAAGCCUCCGCAUCAUGUGCCACAUCCCGGUCUUCUGUUGGAUCAGCGCCACCGUUCUGGAAAACAGACAAGGAAGAGAGCUACCCAAGACCCUGACUGAGUUAUAUAUCUACUUCCUGCUGGUUCAGAGCAAGGUAAAGCAACUGAAAUAUGAAGGGGGAGCAGAGACAGAUUUAACCUGGAGUCCAGACAGCAAGAAGAUGAUUGAGUCUCUGGGGAAACUGGCUUUUGAUCAGCUGCAGAAAGGAAACCUGAUCUUCUAUGAAACCGAUCUGACAGGAUCUGGCAUUGAUAUCAAGGCGGCUUCAAUUUAUUCGGGAGUGUUCACACAGAUCUUUAAGGAGGAGAGUGGGAUUUACCAGGACAAGUUGUUCUGCUUCAUCCAUUUGAGUGUUCAGGAGUUUCUGGCUGCUCUUCACAUCCAUCUGACCUUCGUGAACUCUGGUGUCAACCUGCUGGAUGACAAACAGCCAAAACAAAGGGUAUCUAAGGCCUUUAAAAACCAGCCUGAUAUGAGAAAACUCCACCAAACUGCUGUAGACAAAGCUUUACAAAGUCCAAACGGUCACCUUGAUUUAGUCCUUCGCAUACUCGUAGGUCUUUCACUGCCAGCCAAUCAAACGCUACUCCGAGGCCUGCAGACACAAACAGCAAACACCUCACAAUCAAAUCAGGAAACAGCUGAAUUCAUCAAGAAGAAGAUCAGUGAUGGUCUGUCUGCAGAGAAAAGCAUCAACCUGUUCCACUGUCUGAACGAACUGAAUGACUGUUCCCUUGUGGAAGAAAUCCAGCAGUAUCUGAGAUCAGGAAGUCUUUGCACACGAAAACUGUCUCUGGCUCAGUGGUCGGCUCUGGUCUUCAUCUUACUGUCAUCAGAAAAAGAUCUGGACGUGUUUGACCUGAAGAAAUACUCGGCUUCAGAGGACGCUCUUCUGAUGCUGCUGCCAGUGGUUAAAGCCUCCAACAAAGCUCUGCUAAGCGACUGCACCCUCUCUGAGAAAACAUGUGAAGCUAUAUCCUCAGUCCUUAGUUCCCAAACUUGCUGCUUGAGAGAAGUGGACCUGAGUCAUAAUGACCUGGAGGACGUAGGAAUGGAAGCGUUGUCUUCUGGGAUGUUGGGUCAACAAUGUGGACUGGAAUCACUGAGGGUAGCUGACUGCAACCUGUCACAGAAGAGCUGUGAGACUCUUUCCUUAUGUCUCCGUUCAAAGAGCUUCAGGCUUAAGAGUCUGGAUUUGAAUUACAACUUCCUGCAGGAUGUCGGACUGAAGCAACUUUCUGAUGCAUUGAAGAGUCCAUACUGCAAACUAGAAAGUAUUAGUUUGUCGGCAUGCAGCCUCUCAGAGCAGAGCUGUGAAACUCUGGCCUCAGCGCUCAGCUCUCCCUCCUGCAAGCUCAGAUCCCUGAAUAUGAGCCACAACAACCUGGGAGAUUCGGGGGUGAAGCGGCUCUGUGUUGAACUGGAGAACAAACACUGUCAAAUGGAGACCGUCAUACUUUGUGGAUGCCAACUCUCAGAAAGAUGCUGUAAAUAUAUAUCUGCAGUUCUCAGCACUCAGCCAUCCAGACUGAGAGAGCUGGACCUGAGUAACAACAAUCUGACAGAUGCAGGAGUGCAGCAGCUGUCCAGUGGCCUGGGCAGUCCACACUGCAAGCUGGAAACUCUCAGACUGUCAGGCUGUCUGGUCACAGGGAAAGGUUGCGGCUAUCUGGCAUCAGCCCUGAGCUCCAACCCCUCUCCUCUGAAAGAGCUGGACCUGAGCUACAACCAUCCGGGAGUCGUAGGGAAACAAAUGCUGUCUUCUGAGCAGAAGGAUCCACUGUGGAAACUGGCUAAUCUGAGUUUGGAGCAAGGCGGAGAGCACAGGCUAAAACCUGAUGUCAGAAAGUAUUUCUGUGAACUUGAACUGGACAUGAAUUCAGUGAACAGACAACUCCACCUGUCUGACAACAACACAAAGAUUAGACAGGUGGAUGAUGAGCAGCCAUACCCCGAUCAUCCAAACAGAUUCCAGACCUGCUGGCAGCUCAUGUGCCGAAAUGGCCUGACUGGUCGCUGUUACUGGGAGGUGGAGUGGAAGGGAGCAGUUCUCCUCUCCGUGAGCUGCAAAGGAAUCAAACGAAGUGGAAAAAGUGAGGCCUGCAGGUUUGGAAGGAACGAUCAGUCCUGGACGUUGGAGUGCUCUGACGUGUUUGGUUUCGCUGCCUGGCAUGUUAACAGAGAAACAACCAUCCCUGGUUCCUCUGCCGCCCACAGAGUAGGAGUUUAUCUGGACCAUCCUGCAGGAAUGCUCUCCUUCUACCAUGUCUCCUCCGACACAUUGAAGCAUCUCUACACCUUCUGCGCCACAUUUACUGAACCCGUUUAUCCCAGUUUUGGUUUGUGGUCUGGAGCCUCAGUGUCACUGUGUUCAGCAGCUUCAAAGAAACCUGCAGCUUAAAGCUGUUUCAGGAUAAAUACAACAGCUUUACAUAAUUAUAGCUGUGCAAUAACUCUGUGCGUAACAAAAAAUGUUCUAUGUGAAUAGGUAAGUUAAGCUGUUACACUUCUAAAAGUAAGAUAUAUUUAACUAUGUCAUGUUUUCUAUCAAAUCAAAUGAUAUCCACACAUCCCAGUUUAUGUUUUAUGAUGGAGGAACAGCACCGUUUGAAAACCAACAGAUCUGUUAACAUAACCGUUACCGUCUGUCAGCCAUUACAACCCUUUAAUCUGUUGUUAACAUUAGUAAUGUGCUUUUCCGAGCCGUCUUUAAACGCAUCAUGAGUUCACCAUACUCUGUGACCACAGUAUGUUGUGACAGUAGGAGGCGCUGUUGCAUUUUUACACUUUGCUUUACUCCCCUAAAAUAUAAGCUUUGCAAACAAACAGAAAAAUAAAGAAAAAGCCGAACAACAAAUAAAAACUAACAUUUGAGCACUAAGAACUAUCUUAGUGGUCUGUGACUGAUAUAUUUCCAUAAUAAACAUAAUAAUGGUGGUAAAACUUUAGGGAGCAGCUUUAAAUUAUGAUUUUCGCUUUGUGACGCUUACUGCCCGUUAUUGAAAAUAAAUUGUUGUACAUUUGUCACUGUUUA